Molecule: messenger RNA, 1472 nt
Organism: Erinaceus europaeus (western European hedgehog)
Lineage: Eukaryota; Metazoa; Chordata; Mammalia; Eulipotyphla; Erinaceidae
Gene: SPOUT1
Product: SPOUT domain containing methyltransferase 1
Exons: 12
Coding region: 391-1401 (336 amino acids)
Biological process (GO): miRNA processing; maintenance of centrosome location
Cellular component (GO): mitotic spindle; kinetochore; spindle pole centrosome
Molecular function (GO): miRNA binding
Source: RefSeq, a predicted model, not a curated record
AGCGGGGCAGGGGUAGGGACCUGAACACCAGACACUUGGGGGCCAUGGCGGGGCCAGACCGUGCUCCUGUUCUCGCUGGCCCGCGCCCCGAAGACCCGCGGUGCCGCACUCCUGUAGCUGAGGGCGCCCCUGUCCGCGCGAGAACCCGAGGUGGGAGCCGGGCUCCGAGGACAGCAGGUAGCCGGUUGCCAGAAUCUUUGGUGGACAUUCUGGUUGGAGUCCGAAAUCGGGAGCUGAGACCUUGCUCGCACUCCCGACUCUCUCUUGGGGACUAACUUCUGGCGCCCAGGAUGACAGGCAGCAAGUCCGGGUGAACACGGCCAAAGGAUUGAGUGGCGGAAAUGGAAGCGACAGAAGAAGGAGGAGAAGAAGAAAUGGAAGGACCUCAAAAUGAUGAAAAAACUGGAGCAACAGAGGGCACAGGAGGAGCAGACAAAGCUGCAGGAAGAGGAGGCUGCCGCUGAGAGUGAUGACCGGGGGCGGCCCUACACCCUGAGUGUGGCCCUGCCAGGGUCCAUCCUGGACAAUGCCCAGUCCCCUGAGCUUCGUACCUACCUGGCUGGCCAGAUCGCCAGAGCCUGUGCCAUCUUCUGUGUGGAUGAGAUUGUGGUGUUUGAUGAAGAAGGCCAAGAUGCCAAGACGGUGGAGGGGGAGUUCCGGGGAGUCGGCAAGAAGGGGCAGGCAUGUGUGCAGCUGGCCCGGAUCCUGCAGUACCUGGAGUGUCCACAGUACCUGAGAAAAGCAUUCUUCCCCAAGCACCAGGAUCUCCAGUUUGCAGGGCUCUUGAACCCACUGGAUAGCCCUCAUCACAUGCGUCAGGAUGAGGAAUCUGAGUUCCGAGAGGGUGUUGUGGUGAACCGGCCCACCCGGCCAGGCCAUGGCUCCUUUGUUAACUGUGGCAUGAAGAAGGAGGUCAAGAUUGACAAGAACUUGGAGCCUGGACUUCGGGUGACUGUGCGACUGGACCAGAAGCAGCUCCCAGAAAGCAAGACCUACCGUGGGAAAGUCGUGUCAUCAGAGGAUCCCCGUGUCAAAGCUGGCCUCUACUGGGGCUACACAGUCAGACUGGCCUCCUGCCUCAGUGCUGUGUUUGCUGAGGCCCCCUUCCGGGAUGGGUAUGACCUAACCAUUGGGACGUCUGAGCGAGGCUCCAACGUAGCAUCUGCGGAGCUUCCCAGCUUCAGGCACGCUCUUGUGGUUUUCGGGGGACUUCAGGGACUAGAAGCUGGAGUGGAUGCAGACUCCAACCUGGAGGUGGCUGAACCCAGUGUUCUUUUUGACCUGUAUGUCAACACCUGCCCCAGCCAAGGGAGCCGCACUAUCCGCACAGAGGAAGCCAUCCUCAUCUCCUUGGCUGCCUUGCAGCCCAAACUCAUCCAGGCAGGUACCCAACCCAGCUGAAGGCUCUGCCAGGCCCAGGACAUCAGAGGAGUCUUGACCCAGACAGAGGUGGGAAUCCUGGACAGUCAUAG